This is a messenger RNA of Seriola aureovittata, 1557 nucleotides long. It is a transcript of the gene desmb, whose product is annotated as desmin b. The record is from RefSeq and is a predicted model, not a curated record. Gene Ontology annotation, biological process: skeletal muscle organ development. The transcript is spliced from 9 exons. NCBI's taxonomy places the organism in Eukaryota, Metazoa, Chordata, Actinopteri, Carangiformes, Carangidae. Gene Ontology annotation, cellular component: cell-cell junction; Z disc; intermediate filament. The coding region runs from base 52 to 1458 and encodes 468 amino acids.
UCAGUGCUCUUCUCUGCUGCAGCCCUCACCAGGAUCUCUGUGUCCUCCAACAUGGCCGCCUACAGCUCCUCCUCCUCCUACCGCCGCACCUUCGGCCACGGCACCUACGCCUCUCCUACCCUCAACCGCACGCUGCUGGGCCACAGCGCCGGCGGCAGCAGCGGGGGCCAUGUCAGCUCCAGGGUCUAUGAGGUGACCCGCAAGUCGACCCCGGCUUACCGGGUCUCCUCCGGCUACUACGGGGGCCCGAUAACGUCGUCGAGGGCCUCCGUCGCACGCACCUACGCCGGCAUGGGCGAGACCCUGGACUUCAGCCUGGCCGACGCCCUCAACCAGGAGUUCCUGACCACGCGGACCAACGAGAAGGUCGAGCUGCAGCACCUGAACGACCGCUUCGCCAGCUACAUCGAGAAGGUGCGCUUCCUGGAGCAGCAGAACCAGGCGCUGACGGUGGAGGUGGAGCGCCUGCGCGGACGCGAGCCGACGCGCAUCGCCGACCUGUACGAGGAGGAGAUGAGCGAGCUGAGGAGGCAGGUGGAGAUCCUGACCAAUCAGAGGUCGCGCAUUGAUCUGGAGCGGGACAACCUCGCAGACGACCUGGACAAGCUCAAAAUCAGACUCCAGGACGAGAUUCUCCAGAAAGAGGAAGCAGAGAACAACCUGGCUGCUUUCAGGGCGGACGUGGACGCCGCCACUCUGGCUCGUCUGGACCUGGAGAGACGCAUCGAGACGCUGCAGGAGGAGAUCGCCUUCCUGAAGAAGAUCCACGAAGAGGAGAUCCGUGAGCUGCAGACCCAGAUGCAGGAGAGUCAGGUCCAGAUCCAGAUGGACAUGUCCAAGCCAGACCUGACGGCGGCGCUGAGGGACAUCAGAGCCCAGUACGAAGGCAUCGCCGCCAAGAACAUCUCGGAGGCCGAGGACUGGUAUAAAUCCAAGGUGUCCGACCUGAACCAGGCGGUGAGCAAGAACAACGAGGCACUGAAGCAGGCCCGGCAGGAGACCAUGGAGUUCAGACACCAGAUCCAGUCCUACACCUGCGAGAUCGACUCACUCAAAGGCAACAACGAGUCCCUGAUGAGGCAGAUGAGGGAGAUGGAGGAGCGUCACGGACGCGAGGCCGGCGGUUUCCAGGACAACAUCGCCCGGCUGGAGGCGGAGAUCGCCAACAUGAAGGACGAGAUGGCGCGUCACCUCCGCGAAUACCAGGACCUGCUCAACGUCAAGAUGGCGCUGGACGUGGAGAUCGCCACCUACAGGAAGCUGCUGGAAGGAGAGGAGAGCAGGAUUGCCUUGCCUGUGCAGACCUACUCCACCCUGAGCUUCCGAGAGACCAGCCCUGAACACCAGCAGCGAACCUCUGAGAUGCAUUCAAAGAAAACCGUUCUCAUCAAGACCAUCGAGACCCGCGACGGAGAGGUCGUCAGCGAGUCGACGCAGCACCAGCAUGACAUCAUGUAAUCACCUGCAGAAGAAGAGAGGAGAACCUUCCCAAACAACAACAAAACAAACAACAACAACAACAAAAAAAAGAUGCACAAAUAAAACUCAGCAAAAAGA